CUUUUGUCCACAUCUCCCCCGCCCCCCAGACCUGAGCAGUCCUCUUCCUGCCUGGUGCUCAUCCCUCCUCCACAUGCUGCGGCUGAUCCAUGGCUGUGGGUUCUUGCCGGUGGGCUCCCACCCUUUGUCUCCAUCUCAUCUCCAUGCAGAGGAAUUGUAGGAUUAGCGAAGCAUGUGGCGGAUCCGCUGAGGAACAUGCUUGAGCCCGUGAGCUCCACGGAGGGCCGCGGGCUUCAUUUGCAUUCAUUCAUGGCAGGGAUAACCUUAAUCAGACCACCACCUUCUCUUCGAUCGCCAGUCAUCGGAGCUCCUGGUAGUAUAACCAGUCAUGGCACUAGGAGGCUGCCUCCGUCUAGAAUUUCCAUGUCUUUCCGAAGUCAUCAUCAAGGGAAGAAAGUACCACCUAAUUUUGGUCUGCGGGUAGUGCAUACUCCUGCGCCUAUGCCUGUUCUUGGCAAUUCAAGCAGAACAUUGAGGGGACCGAAGAAGAACAAUGUACAUUAUCACAUCCCCAGAGAAACCAUCGAUGGCUUCACCAGAGAAUUCUUGAACAUUGCCGCCCUCGUGCAAGGCGCAUUCUGCGGAUUAUCUGGAGGGGAAAAGAGCAUUGUCUUUGUCACAAGAGCAAUGUUUGACAGUCUCGUUCAGCGAGUCAUGGGCCUUUUUGCGCUUGCACAGUACCAAAUAUGGCGCUUUGGUUGGCUCGUGUCGUUUAUUAUAGACAAAGACAGACUGUUGAGUCAACUUUCAUUCUGCAUUAUCCAUUUCCUCUUGGAGCUAAUAUUGAGAGAGGGCUUCACAACGAUUAGUUUUGGAAUGUGGGGAUCAACACUUAACAAGUGUGGGACUGAUGUAACAAAAUUGGCAAAGGAGGGGAAGUUUGACCCUGUUAUCGGUAGGGAAAAACAGAUCGAUCAAGUUGUGCAAAUUUUGAGCAGACGGAGUAAGAACAGCCCCUGCCUGAUUGGUGACCCCGGUGUUGGAAAAACAGCAAUAGUGGAAGGCCUUGCUCAGCUCAUUGCCAAGGGAGAUGUUCCUGAAACAAUAAAAGGGAAAAAGGUUAUCUCCGUUGAUAUGGCAGGCCUUCUUGCUGGACAAGUAUACCAUGGACAAUUUGAAGCAAGAGUAAAGAAUCUCUUGCGAGAGGUCAAACGGUCUGGCAAAAUAAUACUCUUCAUUGACGAAGUUCACACGCUAGUAGGAGCAGGAACAAACAAAGGGAGUGACGUUGCUAAUGUUUUUAAGCCAGCAUUAGCGCGUUAGGUUUUGGCAAACCAG
This is a messenger RNA of Panicum virgatum (switchgrass), 1278 nucleotides long. Its product is annotated as chaperone protein ClpC4, chloroplastic-like. Lineage: Eukaryota; Viridiplantae; Streptophyta; Magnoliopsida; Poales; Poaceae. Gene Ontology annotation, molecular function: ATP hydrolysis activity; ATP binding. Bases 196 to 1263 code for a protein of 355 amino acids. The record is from RefSeq and is a predicted model, not a curated record. Gene Ontology annotation, biological process: cellular response to heat. The transcript is spliced from 4 exons. Gene Ontology annotation, cellular component: cytoplasm.